Colletotrichum karsti is the source of this 2361-nucleotide messenger RNA. RefSeq lists its product as uncharacterized. The coding region runs from base 1 to 2361 and encodes 786 amino acids. The transcript is spliced from 6 exons. Gene Ontology annotation, biological process: DNA-templated transcription. Gene Ontology annotation, molecular function: DNA binding; zinc ion binding. The record is from RefSeq and is a predicted model, not a curated record. Gene Ontology annotation, cellular component: nucleus. Lineage: Eukaryota; Fungi; Ascomycota; Sordariomycetes; Glomerellales; Glomerellaceae.
AUGGCAUUCGAGGACGACGAUGAGGCCAUGUCUGGCCGGUCCGGUGGUGAAGAGGAUGGCCAGCCGCAGUCCAAGAAGAGGCGCACGAAUUCGGGAGCGAACGGCUGCGAUACAGACGUCUUGUCGCAAGAAGAAGGCGCGCUGUUCAAGGCGGCAGCCAUGUUCGGCCUGUAUGUUGAAUGUUUAUAUGACGAUAAGAGAUCCAAACCAGGACUGCGCACCGGUGCCGUAGAAAGCCUCAGUCAGCGAGUUGCAACUCUUGAGAAUAUGUUUCUCGGUCAGGGGGUUCUCUGGCAACAAGUCUUCAACGCCCUGAGCACCGCCACUAACUCCAAAGCCGCCAGCCCGAGCUUAUGCGACUCCCCGAAUCACUCUCUCAGCGAGACGACUUUGUCUUUGAAAAAUACGUUGGCUACUCUUGCCGCUGGCGGAGAGCCAGCCAUGGCGACGUUGGCUGCCCGUGCGAAGAACGCAACUAGGCAGAAGGAGGCACCCGAGGGACACACGCGUGCCAAGGACAAACUCGACUCUGUUUUCGAUGACAGUUUGCUCCCUGAGGCCGAUCUCGUCGACAAUCUUGUUGAAGUCUACUUUGCUAACAUUCACCCCUGGAUACCGAUGCUUCACGUCCGUCAGUUUCGCGAGAGAAUGCAGGAUGCCGAGCAGCGAUCACAACUCAUCACAAUUUUCCAUGCCAUUGUGUCCCUAUGCGCCAGGUUCUCUCAGGAUCCCCGCCUGGGAUCUUCGGAAGAGAAGAGUCGUUACGCCAAGAGAUGUCGUCAGUUUGUCAUCUUGAACAGCAUGGAAUCCUUCUCCGUGGAGAACUUGCAAGCACUGACCAUUAUUGCUUUCGACACGAUUGGCAGUGGCAGAGGGCCAUCUGCAUGGUCGAUUGUCGGCAGCAUGACCAGAACGGUGGAGCAAUUGCAGCUCAGCGUCGAGGACGAAGACCAGGCACCAGCAUUAAAGCAUCUGAUCAAACGAAUGGAGUUCCUCCCUCCGUGCCGCUUCUGGAGUGAGAGGGAGGAACGGCGUCGAGUGUUCUGGAAUAUCUUCCUCAUGGAUCGGUUCUGCAGCAUUGCCACUGGAUGGAACUUUUCUUUGACCAGUGCAGACGUCAAAAGACGCCUGCCGUGCGAAGGGGCUUUAUGGGAAGCCGGUAAGCCUCUUGAAACACCGACGCCAUAUUUUGGUGUUGCAGACCAGUCAAGCGGAGCCAGCGGGACACUGCCGACAGCUCGACCUGAAGAGGCGGCUCAGGAUUCGUUGGGAGGCUUUGCAUAUUGCAUCGAGGCCACCGAAAGCCUGAGUCUGGUCACGUCUUUCUUCCUUCAGCAAGCUAUUGAUGUUUCCAAGCCACAUGAGAUUCAGGUCUGGCUGAUGAAGUUCAAACAGCUUGACUUACGCCUAGUCCAGUGGAAGAUAUUCUUACCCGAGCAGUGGCGCGAGGCAUGCGUCCUCAACAGCGAUGGCAUCAUGGAUCCCAACUUGACGCUGGCGCACAUAUCGCACAACUGCGCCGUUGUUCUCCUCCAUCAAGGCAUCGCAUACCCCUUGCCCGAAUGGCAAGCCACCGGCAUCCGACUGCCCUCCGGCUCGAGUGCGGAAACGUGUCUUGCGGCAGCGACAGAAGUCGCGAUUAUAGCCGAGAAGUUCCUGCAGGAUUCUCAGCACGUCGUCAGUCCGCAGUUCGCCUUCUGCUUCUUCAUUUGCGGGCGGAUGUUCCUGGCACACUCGAUCUACUACAGCGUGGUCCUCCCAGGUGGCUUCGACUCACUGGUGGGUAGUCUGCGGAUUAUCGCUAAAAGAUGGAACGGGCCCGGUGAUACAUCAGAGAACCUGGCAUCGAAGUUUGCUGGAAGACUCGUCCAAGCACGGCAGCGAGGUCACGGCAUGCUGGAUAUCAGACAAGCUGUCUACUCCGACGACAGACACGACGAGUCUUCUCCGUUGUCCGGUAACAACCUCAGAACUCUUGGCGCCCUUCAUCCGAGACCGAAUGGUCAGGGAACCGGACUCUCUCCGAGACAGGACAACUUUAUGGGUGACUUUGACACCUCCGCUAUGAACUUCGACCAAGAGGCGUCUCCUGAUAGUAUCUCCAUGGCGUUUCCCCCGCUUCCGCUGGCAUUUCACGCUCAGAACUCCAGCAGGGGUCCGACGGCCAUGCCAUCGCCGGUGCCAGGGAACGUACAGCCUGACUUAGGCGGGUUUGAACAUUACGGUAUUGGAGAUGCGGGUCGCCACAAUGUCGUUCACAACCCAGCCGGGGAUUUUGAGGAUCUCAACGCCUACCUGGACUAUUCGUUUUUGCCCAAUCAGCGUGUUAGCAUGUUCUCAGGGGCAGCUGACAAGGAUUGA